Staurois parvus is the source of this 396-nucleotide messenger RNA. Lineage: Eukaryota; Metazoa; Chordata; Amphibia; Anura; Ranidae. The record is from the annotation of a GenBank genome assembly.
CUAUAAAUAAAAAAAAAGAGCAAAAAAUUAAAAAAAAAAAGUUUUUCUCUGUUUCUAUUACAACAUUUUGCAAACAGGUAAUUUUUCUCCUUCACUGAUGUGCGUUGAUGAAGCUGCACUGAUGAGGUGGCACUGAUGAUGCUGCACUGAUAUGCAACAAUAAUGGACACUGAUAGGUGGCACUGAUGGGUGGCAAUGAUUGACAGCAUUGAAUGGCGGCACUGCUGGGCACUGAUGGGUGUCACUGCUGGGCACAGAUGGGUGGUACUGCUAGGAACAGGUGGGUGGCACUGCUGGGCACUGAUCAUCAGUGCCCUGAUGAUCGUACUUUCCUCACGUUGUGACAGCACGAGGAAAGUGCAGCCGAUAACCGGGAACUGCACUUACCUGGUGAUC